Messenger RNA from Phytophthora infestans T30-4, 1437 nucleotides. Its product is annotated as beta-secretase, putative. Bases 1 to 1437 code for a protein of 478 amino acids. NCBI's taxonomy places the organism in Eukaryota, Oomycota, Peronosporomycetes, Peronosporales, Peronosporaceae. Gene Ontology annotation, molecular function: aspartic-type endopeptidase activity. The transcript is spliced from 6 exons. Gene Ontology annotation, biological process: proteolysis. The record is from RefSeq and is a predicted model, not a curated record.
AUGAUUGUUGUUUGCGAUGUUGCAGCGUACACACUCACGGUAGACAUCGGCACGGUGGACGGCUCUGGUUCUUCAAGUGGGAAUAACGCCUUCCGACUGAUUGCAGACACGGGGUCGUCGAAUGACGCCGUGCUGGGCACUGGAUGCUGCGGCUCGGAGGCAGAGGUGACCUACUCGUGCGAUGCAUCAUCGACUUGCACGAAUGCUGGUGGCGACGUUGUCACCCUGGCGUUCGCGGGAGCCAAUAUUCAGGGGCAGCUUAUGACGGAUACGUGGUCGUCGGCUGAGAUCGGUGAUAUCUCCAAAACCUUCUUGGUCAUUGAGAAACAGGAUACCUUUUAUCGCUCGACAUACGAUGGAAUAACUGGCUUGGCAUAUGAGGCGCUGGCGGCGUCGACCGGUGAUACUGUAUCGUCGCUGUAUAAUGUGUUGGUGAACACGGCAAAAUCGACCGACGCGUUCGGUAUGCUGUUAUGUGGCACAAUGCAGCCCAUGCUACAGACAGGAGGAACGGAUUUUACGCACCAUUCCGGUCAGUUGUUAAUUGGCGGCACGGAAGGCAUCGAUGGCGAGACGUACUAUUCGGGUGAUAUGCUUUACACUCCAAUUACCAGGGAAGCGUGGUAUGUCGUGACAGUGACGGACAUUGGCUAUAACGGCGCUAGCCUUGGGUUUUCAUGCGAAAACUACAACGAACCGCAGGCGAUCGUUGACUCCGGCACAAGCAAUUUGGCGUUUCCUUCUGAUGUUUACAACGCGCUCAUGGAUCAAAUUAAGACAGCAACGCUAGAGGCCAUUCCAGACUUCGAUGCCAGUUACUUUGACGACUCGGCUUCAUGCUGCGACGAGGAUUAUUGUGACCCGACAUCGUCCAGCGCUGCCCUGUUGCAACUUCCCUCUAUUUACUUCACACUUGGGAUGGAGACCAGCGAUGGCUCAACAAGUAAACACUUCACCGUUGAAAUCCCACCCGAGUACUACUGGCGACCCGAAAUGAAUGGGGACAAUUCCAGUAUGGCGUGCCGUGCAAUCGGCAUCUCUGAAGGCACCUCAACUGUCCUGGGUGACGUCUUCAUGGACGGCUUGUACUCGUACCACGAUCGCGUAGAAGGCAAGAUUGGUCUCGCUGUAGCAAACAACUGCCCGAACAACGUCACGUCCAGCAAGAAAGUGUACACGUCUGAAGACUCGACAGACUGGUGCUCGUGCUUUUCAAGCACUCUGAAGAAGAAGAGCUCGUGGACAACAUUCCUGCCGUGGGGCAGUGGGUGCUUUUUCUGGCUCUGGUGGAUGUACAUUGUGAUUGCCAGUUUUGUAGUGGUGAUCGCCUGCGUGGUUGGAUCAAUGGAAAGUUGGAAGCACAAGGCGAAGCCGUAUACGCCUGGCAACCACAAUUCAAACUACAAAGCGAGCUACAACGAUCGAUGGGUCAAAUGA